GGAGGUACAAGAUUUUCAUGCAACAGAAAGCUGCCUGCUGGAGCAUUCAGUAUUUACCACUGCCGGUCUGCAGCAGCUAAAAGUUGAGCAAAUAUGGUCAAGGACACUUCCUGAACCCCUGUUGAGAGGUUUGCUUACAGGUGAUGAAUGUCUCACCUUGAGGAGAAGCAAUGGAGGCUGCUGUCUUUGAGUAUCACAAAGAGGAAGACACCGUGGACAUCGAGGCUUUUCAAGGAGGGAAGCAGAAGCUCAUUCAGCCAACAUCUUUAAAAGACCCCAAAUUUGAGAGGCUAAAGGAGGCACUGGUUUAUUGGAUCAAUAGUACUUUGAAAACGGAGCACAUAGUGGUUCAGAGUCUGGAGGAGGAUCUGUACGAUGGGCUGGUGCUUCAUCACCUGCUGUCAAGGUUGGCCGGAGUGCAUCUGUCAGUGGAGGAUAUAGCACUGACCAGCCCCGCUCAGAUCCACAAGCUGGAAGUGAUCCUGGAGGAGUUGGAUAGUAGACUGGGCCUGCAGGACAGCAGCCAGAUCAAGUGGAACGUCAAACUCAUCCACAACAAAGACCUUCUGGCCACUAUUCAUCUGCUGGUUGCCAUGGUGAGAUCUUUCCAGCCUGAACUCGAAUUGCCACCGAAUGUGAAGGUUGAAGUUGUAGUUAUAGAAGUGACUGGAAGUGGAAUCAGAUCAGAGGUACAGACGGAGAUCCUGACGGAGGAGGGGGACUCAGGCUCAGACUCCCCCAGCAAUACUGAAAGGGAAGAUCCCAUCGAGCAACUGCUGAAGCUUGAGGCUCACAAGGUCAACACAGUGAAGAAGGCCAUCCUACACUUUGUCAACCAGAAUAUGUCGACCAUGGGUCUGCAAGUGGCUGAUAUGGACAAACAGUUUGCUGACGGUGUGAUUCUGCUGCUGCUGAUCGGACAGCUGGAGGGAUUCUUCAUCCCGCUCUACGACUUCAACCUGACACCUGUCAAUCACUCAGAGAUGAUUCAGAAUGUGACCUUGGCCUUGGACCUCCUUAAUGACAUGGGCCUUCACAUGUCCAGUGUUGAGCCACAAGAUAUUGUGUCCCAAGACGUCACUGCCACCUUGAAGGUCCUGUACGCCCUGUUCAAGAAGCACAAAGAGAAAAAAUGAGAGAGGAGGAGUUACUCAGCGACCAAGGGUACAAACAGAGCUGGAGACAAGUGGAGUUUUUGGCCAGCUUGUGCUUUUUUUUAACUAAAGCAAAUGUUGUACAUUAUUUACAGAGUGAAGUUGACUGUAUUUAGACAUUUUGUUGAUGAUUUUAAGCUCAUUUAAAGGUACAGUAUGUAAUUCUGGAGAAAUAUAUUUGAUUGUUCAGUCUGAUUCCCAGUUUGUCAAAUACCAACGCUUUGGGAUGGUGGUUUGGUUUUUUAUUUUUUAUUUUUUUAUUAACCUUUAUUUAUACAGGUAAAAUCUCAUUGAGACCCAGGGUCUCAUUUACAAGAGAGACCUGUUCCAGGUGGGCAAGUCCAACUACCAACUACCAACCCAAGGUCGUCUGUAUUUAAUGACCUGGGAAUGAGAUUCAGGAUGUCCGGGUUAACCACAAGGAAUAUUUUUUGUCAGGUAUACAUGUCAGUCUAUAGGUUAACUUUGCUACUCUUUAGUUUAGUGGACUGUGCACCACCCAGGUCUGGUGGGAGCAAGCAAGCAGUGCCACUGGGUCAGGGAUAACCACUAGGAGCGGUGUCCCGACCCAACAGCGUCGCUGUGGAAACAUCUUGCCUGCCCUAUGGUCUCCCCCCCAGGUCACCCUGAUAAAAAAGCGGAUCAAUUUUAACUGCAAACCCCCUUUAGCAUUGUUGUUAGCACAGUUAGCAGUGUCAACACGGCUGGUGAUGUAAACAUAGUAACAGUGUUAUAUGGGUUUUGCAGCUCAAAAUAAAGCUGCGUACUCACUGGGGCUAUCUACAGGGAGACUGGAGGGUAGUCAUUAUGAUUCCUCAGCAACGCUGUCCUGUGAUCAGAACGGUGGGUUUUUUUCAUUUAGGUUUAUUUCAGUUUAGAUUUCUGUUCUGGAAAUGUAUGAAAAAAAGUGCAUAUUCUGAAAACUUAAUAUAAACUUAAAAAAAUAUGAACUUAAUAUAAAAAAAUGAUUGUCUUAAUGUAAGUAAUCACUGUUUCAUGGUGAUACCUAUCAGUCGAAAUGUUUAUCUUAUUCAUCUGUAGUGUCUUAAUUUUUGGUAAGAAAAAAAAAAUGUCUGAAAUUUUACAAUAAAUAAAGGUCAUCACCUUUCACUCUAGUACAUCAGCAAAAUGAAACAGUAAUUUUGAACGUGGCUUUAUCCAAUAUUUACAUCUGUUCUGGAAAUGUAUGCAAAUUAGGGCAUCUGAAAUUCAAUGGUGCCCCAUUUGUAUAUUGAAAUAAAACUUUUCAGAAAUCUUGUAAUGAAAAAAAAAUUCUUAAUGUAAGUGAUCAGCUUGGGAAGUGUCAUGGUGAUAUCUAUGAGUUAAAAGUGUAACCCUAUUCACCUGGGGGGACUCUACUUAAAAUUAAGCACGAAAAAGCUAAAGAAGCUUCCUGUGUGCCGAGUAGUUGUUGAUAGUUGCUGAUAAUUUGACAAAUUGCAUAACUGUUUAUGUAUAUUUCACCACUGCAAAAUCAACAGCUCAACGUGGCAGGUUGUCCAUGAACCCUGGGGUUGAGGGUUGGAUCCAUAGUUCCUCCUGUCCACAUAUCCAUAUAUUCCUGGGUAAGACGCAGAACAUCAAAUUGCUCCAGAUGGUGAGGCCAGCACCUUGCAUACCAUCUGUGCAAGGGCCCCGUGAAAAAAAACCUAGUUCAGUCAGGAACUUCAGUCAAAGAAAACUUUAUUUCCAUUUGCAGUAUUAUAUUUGGCUGUAUGGCUCUGUUCUGGGGCCUCUGGCUUUCUUUGGGCCUAUGCAGAAAGCCUUUUCCAAGGGCCUAUGAGGAAAGCCUAAGGCAGAGAGAGCACACCUCUCCACCCUUACACGUGCAAACAAGGCAAGCCUAAGGCAGGGAGAGCAGCAGCAAAGAUUCCCGGGAACAGAAUAGAGCAGCAUAAAUGACAUUGAUAAGUAAGUGGUUGCAUAGAAAGGAAUCAUGUGAUCUAUCAGCUGACUCCCUUCUAUCAAUCAGCCUCUCCAUCAGUUGAUUGGGCUGUUUGAGAUCAGCUGAUGUAGCUGGGAUGUGAGCUGAGUUUGACACUGUGUCCUGCCUGAACUAAUGCUAUGCUAUUUUAAGACGCAAGUUCACAUAUAGGUAAAAUAUACGUAUUGUUGAAGUAAGUAUGUUAUUUCCUGCUUUAUUUCCACCAUCUCUUCCUCUCUUUCCUUCACUAUAUUUACAUAUUUCCAUUUAUAUUUCAGUCUGAAAAUGGCACUUUUCAUUCUUGCUAUAGAAAAGCAUUGUUCUCCACUUCUCAAUAAACAAUGUGACUUUC
Molecule: messenger RNA, 3430 nt
Organism: Epinephelus moara (kelp grouper)
Lineage: Eukaryota; Metazoa; Chordata; Actinopteri; Perciformes; Serranidae
Gene: parvg
Product: parvin, gamma
Exons: 13
Coding region: 171-1136 (321 amino acids)
Biological process (GO): substrate adhesion-dependent cell spreading; actin cytoskeleton organization; establishment or maintenance of cell polarity
Cellular component (GO): actin cytoskeleton; cytoplasm; focal adhesion
Molecular function (GO): actin binding
Source: RefSeq, a predicted model, not a curated record